AUGUUACAAACACCCGCAAAAUGGUGUUUUCUUUGUAGUCGGGUCUAUAAUAAUAACAAUCCACGAUAUUUGUCUUUUUCUUGGUCUUAUAAAAAUGCAUUUUUUGUGUCAUGUCGUGGAUUAAGCACCGCAUUUCCAAAAGAGAAAAAUAUUUCAGAUGCCAUAAGAAGUCGCCGGAAAAGAAAGGUAAACAAUACUCGCCGUCCUGUCUCUUUUAAUGUAGCCGGCUCUAUUUAUUCCUCGCAUGGAAUAUCUGAUUCUGCUGCCGGCGAGGUUAACACGAAGACGACGUCGAGUGGAAUCGGUUUAAAAAGUCGUCGCCCGCAUAUCCCGUUGCAGAUGAUUAAUUUUAAAGAGAUACGUAACGAAAUGCUUUUACAGAUUCUGAAAGAUGAGGUUUUGUCCCCUACCAAAUAUUCUCUGAAACAAAUCCGCAAAUUGGAAAAUGCAUUCGUUUACAAGCUUAAAGAAUUGACCAUUCACGAAAUGUUUUCGGUUGCAAGAUGCUUCUUUCAGAUCUAUCACCGAGCACCCAAAUACCUGACAAGUUUGUUUGAAUAUAUCGACAACAAUUUCGACGAGGACCUAAGUAAAGUGAAAGCCUUAGUUGAUGCCCACAGUGAAAUUGAAAAGUCAAUCGACCGAACCCGCAGUGUGAUCGAGUACCCUGAAUCUAUAAGCGAUACAGUCGUAGGUUCCGCUUUUCUAAAAAUAUUUCCUCAGGAACUGAUUAGUUUGAUGUUAGAAGAAAAAACAGUCCGCAUCCUUCAAGGGCUUCGAGGAUUGGAGAAGAAAAUGCAAAUGCACUUUAUUCAUCAUACUGUGAAUAUCGAAUGUCCAAAUUAUUCAGGACCCAAACUCAAACAGUUUAUGGUGGAGCAGUUUGAAUUAAAAAACAGAGAAAGAUCUGUUCAAUUUGAAUUGGAUACACGUCCUGGCUUGCUCACUCUUUUCCAAGAACUUACGUCAAUUCUUGGUGAAAAGAAAGUUCAUUGCCAUAUGAUACUACCUCACUUUACAACAGCAGACAUUGAAAUCCAUCUUGAUGCUAAUAAUCAGCCACUGUCAUUUGUACCAGAAACAAUAAGCACUGAGUCUAAGGAAUCAUAUUCCUGGAAGACCCAACAGGAAGUGACUUUUACUCUCUUGCAAAUGCUUCAAAAUCCAUUGCAAAAUCUGUCAUCCAUUUCUAGUGCCCCACAGAUUUCUCGAAGAAUUGCUAUCGAAGUAUGUGGACGUAACCAGUGUGCUCUGAAUCAAAAUCGCUGGUUACUAGGGAUUUAUCGUACCAAACUCCGUCAGCUUUCAGCAGUGGGCUAUGAAGUUUUGUUGUUCAUGCCUGAAGACAUUGCAGAGUUGAAAAAUGAGAUUUGUUCAGAAAAAAGGAAGGAAUGGGUUUUGCAGAAAGUUAUUCAAAAACUCAACAUAAAUUGUGGCAUCCAGAAUCAAUGA
This is a messenger RNA of Acanthosepion pharaonis, 1452 nucleotides long. The record is from the annotation of a GenBank genome assembly. NCBI's taxonomy places the organism in Eukaryota, Metazoa, Mollusca, Cephalopoda, Sepiida, Sepiidae.